GAAUCCUGCAAAAGCCUUGCUGACGUAAACGAAAGUUCAUCCUAUCUUCAAUCAACAACAUGCGCUAAUUCCAACCUAACCCCUACCGACAACAGCGAAAGCACCAGUUGCCAGAUUACUUCCGCAUCGAAAAAUAUAGUCCGAUCUAGCCACGUUUCUGUUACCUCUUCAGUCUAUGCAUCGUCUAAUGAAAUUGGUAACGCCAUCACCUCUACCACAAGUUCGUCGCUCAAAAUAUCGUCAGAAACGUCUGCAACUGUUAGCAGUUACCUGGUCGUAGGUUACUAUCUAUGUGAUGAUCCUGUUCCUUAUCGAUGUCAGUGGCCAGGGUCUAUCAUCACAUUGGCGCAGUUCAAACAGCUUGUUCCGAAGAAGGGGCCUUUUCGGUACGUAGCUCUUAUGCGAAAAACCUUUUAG
This is a messenger RNA of Protopolystoma xenopodis, 417 nucleotides long. Lineage: Eukaryota; Metazoa; Platyhelminthes; Monogenea; Polystomatidea; Polystomatidae. The record is from the annotation of a GenBank genome assembly.